GUCAAGGAUGGAGGAGAGGAGGAGGAAGCCUCUUCCAUCUUCCUACCGUGGUAGACAUCUGUAGUUUGCUUACAAAAUGAAGACAUUUUAAACGAGCGAGUGGUUAGCAUGUAGCAUGGAGGCCAUACAGUCCGGGGAUCAGGAAGACCUGGGUUUGAUUCUCCGCUCUCCAUGAUUCUUCUCUUUGUGUGGAGUUUGCAUGUUCUCCCCGUGAGUUGGUUCCUCCCCACCAUUCCAAAAACAUGUUAGCAUGUUAGCUUCAUCGACCAUCGACUGGCAGGCCACCAGUCCAGGGUGAACCCCUGUGUGUGUGUGUUUUAUUUUUGUAAAGUCAUUAAGGAGACCGCUGUCAAUCACUGGAGCUCUUCAUUGUCAGCUUACUGGUGACAUCAUAUGGGUCCCUGCUCAAAGAAAGGCCACUAGAGGGCAGCAGAGGCUUUCAUGAGGCGUUCAGGUGACUCCAAUUUAAAUCUUCUAAGAGUUUUAAAUGUGUCAGACCUCACACUUGACAUUAUUGUUCACAAGCAAUCAAACGUAAAGUGACGUAGUACUUGUACUGACCUGUGAGAGGCAGCAUUUGGGGGCGUCCAGACUACCGAAGCUCCCUAGCUACCUAGCUUUAGCUUGGCUAGCGGUCUGGUGACGUCACUGCAGUUUCAACUGAACAUUUCACGUUCAUGUUCAACAUAAAUCUAUAUAUCUAUCCAAAUAUCUAUCUAUCUAUCUCUUUAUCUGUCUUUCUCUCUGUGGAGUAAUGCCUGUGGGAUCGAUCCAAACGGUGUGAUACCAGUAUCGUACAAGAGUGAGGGAUCGAUAUAUUAGUUUGUAGUUUUUGUGGUGUUGUUCCGAUUGUGACAUUGAUAUAUAUAUUCAUAUAUAUUAUAUUAUAUUGUCUACAACAGACGGCCUUUGUGUGAAAAGCCUAAUGAUUUGAAUGAGAACUAAUAGAUCUAAGUUGAGUCGAUAGUUUUAUUAUCCAAUAUGGACAUUAUUUUUGCUCAAACAAUUGUAUGUAAUUCAUUGGACUGACUGAAUUAUAUUUUAAUCUUAUUACAUUGUAUUUAUAGUUGUAAUUAUAUAUUGUUAAAUUGCUGAGAGAUUGCACAUAUAAGUACAAAUCCUUACCAUGAUGAACCAACCAUGGGCAAAAUCACAAAACGAUCUUGAAAACAUUCCACCCGAAAAGUAUCGUUAUUGGCAGUGCGAGUCGUAUUCACUUGGUUUCGGAUCGAUCACAGAAGUUCCAGUAUCGGCCGCCCUGUGCCGCCUGCGAUUGGAGGGAGGUGCCGCGGGUGGUGGUGGGCGUGGUGGUCUCGGCUUGGUCCCCCCCCCCCUCCAUUGCGUCCACGCGCAGCGGCAGUGACUUCCUUUCAGACGGACUUUGAGAAACAGCCGAUCCAGCGCGGCGCACAGCGCACUAAAUGACGCCGGUUCGAUCCCCGUGACACCUCCGCCAUGAGCUGCUUGGAUGUGAUGUACCAGGUGUUUGGAGCUCAGCCUUACUUCCCCCCCUACGGCCACUACCAUCACCAGCACCAGCAGCAGAAAGUGGCCUUGUAUUCCAAAAUGCAAGACCCGCAGGGCGGCCUCCCCGGACCCCCCACCAUCAAAGAGGAGGAAAAGGAGCUGCCCCCGGGGGCCGAGUACCUGAGUGCGCGCUGCGUCCUCUUCACGUACUUCCAAGGGGACAUCAGCGCCGUGGUGGACGAGCACUUCAGCCGCGCCCUCAGCCAGACCCCCGCCUCCUCCUCCUCCUCCUCCCCGUACCCCCCAAGCGGCGGACACAAGGCCCCUAAAGCAGAUGGAUCUUUCCCAAUGAGCCAACGAGGUUUCCCCGCGUCUUUCUGGCACAGUUCCUACCAGUCGUCCGUGUCGUCCUCGCUGGCCAGCGCUCUGUCGGCCCCCCACUCCGAGCUCCCCUUCCCCGGGGACUCGUACUCUCCGUCGCCCCUCCACGGCCACCUGCACCACCAGCCCAGCCCCGACGCCUGGUACCCGUCCCACCACCACCACCCGUACUCGUUAGGGGGCGCCAUCGGCGCGCAGGGCUCAGCCUACCCGCGCCCGGCCGUGCACGAGAUGUACGGCACGCCGUUUGACCCCCGCUACAGCUCGCUGCUGGUGCCGUCGGUGAGGUCUCAUCAUCGCCUGGCGGCCGGCGGCAGCUCGGUAGCCGGGUCUGGUAGCUCACCCUGUGACCUGGGGGGCAAGGGGGAGUCCUGGACGGGGUCGGCGUGGAGCGGAAGUCUGUCCGGAUCUGGACAGGAGAUCGGACUCAACAUGGAAGCAGGUCUGCAGACGCAGGACAAGACCAAGGACUUGUACUGGUUCUAGACCGCUCCUACUUUCCUGUCUUCUUAUGUGCUUCUGCUGCAGAGACAAACUGACCAGCGCUCUGCUUGCAGCUCUGUGCUACGGCGGCCUGUGCUGACGCCCACAGAGACCGGAAGACAAACUCUUUGACGGCGAGACGGACGGGGGCGUGCGGGUGCCGCCACGCUGCGGGACUGGCCUCACUGGGACAACUGAUCUUUAGACCGUUGUGGCUGCUGGUAGGGUUCCGACGUCAGCACGCUGUUACGAUCCAGGAACGCUGUUUUCCACCAUGUGCUGCACGAUACGGACCGGUACUACGCCGUCUGAUGAGCGUAGAGGAUGGAACAGCGGCCUCGUUCGCACUUUUGAUGACCUGCUCCUGCUGCCCUCACCCCCAUCCCAACAUGGACUUCAACCUGAUGGACUUACUGACGUGGUCCCAUUCCUGCUCGGACUAGCAUGUGUUCCAGGAGGGGCGCCCCACUCAGUUUAAAAACAAAAGAGAAAAAAAAGCGUCAGCAUGCAAUGUGAACACCCACGCCUGCCAGAAGUUAAGGGGGGGCCGGACGGAGGGGGGUCUCUGGCUGAUGGAGGACCGGGAGAGCUACCUCGGCUAUUUGGAGCCGCUCGACUCCCAUGCAGCUGUCAACGACAACUGCUCUUCAACUUAGUGAGCGCACGCACACACACGCACACACACACACACACACACACACACACAGUGGUAGAAGUCAAUAAAGGGAGCAUUUAGAGCGAGCUGGGACAACUGCUGUGUGAAAGGACACACUAGCACAACUAUGUGAGGCAACUGUCAAAAAGUCACUACUGUGUGUGUGUGUGUGUGUGUGAGCACGUGUGCAUGCCUAAACUAGAAAGGACCUCGCUGGGAUCCUUCACCCUCAUGUUAGGGCAAGGUUUCCCAAAAUUGUUGACCCGAAGGCCCAAAUUGGUUCAUUGUUCAUUCUUUAAAGAUACAAUACUAAACUACCAUCAAUAAACCAUAAAACAUGUCUGGUAGAAUAUUGAUACACAAAUGUUUGGCGUGGAUACACGACUAUGGUGACCAGUCAAGUCCCUACUGACUUCGCCGCAUGACAUCAUCCAUCCCCAUGUGGAUGCAACCUCUAAAGACUCAACAUUCCAGAAUUUUCAGCAGUUUAAUGUUGGCUACGUUCUCAUCAUCAGAACAAUUCUCUUUAACGAUUGUCUCUGUCUGGUCCAAGACGUCAGAGUUACGUCUGUAUCUUUCUGAGCGUACCUAAGCAUCGCAGAAAACCAUGUGACUCUCUCUCUCUCCAAUUGGUCGGCGGUGGCUGCAAGAAUUCACGCCGGAAGAAUGUCGGCGACAGUAGAAUUAGUCGUUUGGUAUGACGGCGUAUUAGGGCCACAGUGAAAAACAUUUAGCAAAUAAAGUAGUACAUUUAGGGGAAUAAAGUAGUACAUUUAGAAGUAAAAAAAAGUCUGGUAUGACUUUUAUCCAAGUCACACAGGUCCCCUCUUUUCAUAGCUGUACGUUACCAAAUGUUAGUAAUGUACGUAUACUGUAUGUCUGUUAGUAUUCAUACAAUCAAACACUUUGAAACUAAAGGGGUAAAUUAACGAGAAUAAAGUCGGGAAUUUAGGAGAAAAAACAGUAACUUUAUGUUACAGGUAUUUAUUUUUUUUUACAAAAGUACGACUUUAUUCUUGUAAAUAUUAUGACUUUUUUCUUGUAAAUGUCAACGUUAUUCUCGUGAAUGUGUGACUAUUUUGCUCGUAAAUUCAAAACUUUAUUCUCUUAAUGAAAUACUCUUUUCUUGUAAAUUUACAAUAUUAUUCUGAUGAAUUUUUGACUUUUGUUUCUCAUAAAUGUCCGACUUUAUUCUUGUAAAUGUAUUACUUUCUUUCUCGUAAAUGUGAUUUUCUUCUUGUAAAUGUACAAUUCUCAAAAUAGCAUUUUUUUCCCCCCAAUUUGGCUCUAAUAUUCCGUCGUAGAAGAGAAGAGAACGUGCGAGCAACUCGGUGAAAAAAUGUGUUCCAGCAAGCUUUUUUAGGUGACGUACAUGCACACUAUCUUUCUCCAAGAAAAGUUGUAAUACUUUGUUGUAAAAGUGUGAUCACCUCCUGGUGAGCUUGGGUAUAUAUAUAGUCCUCCAUCUUGGCAGUCAAAUUCUUACU
Messenger RNA from Doryrhamphus excisus (bluestripe pipefish), 4473 nucleotides. Lineage: Eukaryota; Metazoa; Chordata; Actinopteri; Syngnathiformes; Syngnathidae. The record is from RefSeq and is a predicted model, not a curated record.